This is a messenger RNA of Vicia faba (fava bean), 285 nucleotides long. The record is from the annotation of a GenBank genome assembly. Lineage: Eukaryota; Viridiplantae; Streptophyta; Magnoliopsida; Fabales; Fabaceae.
AUGGUCGUGACAGAUGUGGUACCUGUUGCUAAUGAGGUGGCAGAGACAUAUGCCAUCCCUAUUGUUGAUGGGGUGGCCAAGAUAGAUCCCCCUAUUAUUGAUGAGGUGGCUGCCACAUAUCCGACCCCUAUUGUUGAUGAGGAUACUGCUACUGGCGGUGAUAUAGAGGUUACGACUCCUGCUUCAAUAGAGCUAUCUAUGCCCACUGAUGGAGAGUUCUCAGGAGGAUCCAGUGAUCGAUCAGUGGUUACCGAGUAUGCUGACCAUGUGGCAUACCGAUUAUGA